GGGCAAACAAUGGGUUUGUCUCUGUUUGUUUAUGCUGAAUACGGUCGUCUUCUAUAAGUAGCACCGAUGAAAAAUACGUACCGGUAUUCUGUUUUUCGUCUAGACCGCGCAAGACGAUACCGUUGUGUCGAGUGAAUUUAUUCAAGUCCAAACGAUUUAGGAUGGGAAACAAUAUUUUCUUAAAGUUCUUAACUCCGUUGGUUUUGGUGUGCUUAUGCAAUGAAACCCGGGUGUGCGCAGACCCGUCAGAAGCAGAACUCCUGGCCAAUCACCUUUACCGAGAAAAUCUUUGGUAUGGUAUGCCAUGGUUCAAAGGUGUCAACGGCGAACAUAUAAUACAUGAUUAUGCCGGGGCCGCAGCUAAGUUGCGAAUGAUGUCUCCAGUUUUGGCAUGCGCUUACGGCGAAAAAUUGCAUUGGUAUCUGUUUCUGACGCUAAUAACAAUUAAUGAGUGCGACGAGAUGCAGCGAGACAAUAACCAACGCGCCAAAUUUGACGAUUGUAAGGACAAAGUUUUAAGCACUAUCCAAAAGGGUAAAAUGGUUAUAUUUAAGUUGAUGCGCACAUUGCAGUACAUCGACUCCGUAGGCAACAUAAAUAGUGCCAACAACGAAUUUUAUCAAAAACUUUCGCCGCUCCUACCAUUUCUUAUUGGACAAGUCCGCGUGCAAUUCUCAGGCGGCUUGCCAGGAGGCGCACCUUUGCUUCGGCUGUUAAGAGAAGUCGCAGAAUCCAUAGGAGCCUAUUUGGACGAUACAUGUCGACCACCUUACCGUGUAUUCGAUAGUAUCGCAAUGAGGAAUGAAUAUGACAGCGGAAUUCUCCCAAACGAUUACCGCUGCCAUCAUGUGAUGGUUUCUUGACGUACCCUAGUGCCGAACCAGUGACAGUAAGCGCUAACACGCUGCCGCCUUACCCACUCGACCAUUGCUCCUUCCAAGGUAUUACUAAAAAUGUUGUUUGUAUUGAUGAUUGAAAUGAUUUAAUAAAAGUACUAAAAUGCAAAUUGUGCGUUAGAAAUUAAUAUAACUAAUUUUCAUAUGAAUGCGUUAAAACUUCCGUGGAUUGAUACACCAAUUGAGUAAGUUUCGGAUAUAUCCACGGCACAUGUUAUAUGCCGACGUUUCGAACUCUUUGCAGAGUCCAUCUUCAGGGCAAUAGUGGUCUCGACUGUUCACAUGCAUUCAAAUAGGCUACUUUCGUGUCGCUAUUUCAUGUCGUGAUUUUGUGUCAUUUUUGAGCUGGGGAGCAACGCUAAAGCAUAUUUCAUGGUAAAUAUGAAAAAAACAUUUAUUUAAAAAAAAACCAAUCAGACUGUAGGAAAAUGCAAAAAUAAAUUGUUUAAAACAUCAAAUUUUCUUUGGAAUAGGUUGCAAGGUAUUAGAAUAAACCGCUUCCGUUUUGUUCUUACUAGAAAUUUCUAUUUCGCUUAUUUUUAAAAAUGUGUCAUAUUUUAUAAGAAAUAAAAACAGUAAAAGAUAAUUAAUUUAAUUUUUGUAAAAUAAAAAAAAUAUACAUAUUUAAAACUGAUGGCUUGAAUCCCGUAUAUGCUAUCAGUUUUAACCCAAUUUAGAUUUACCUAUAUUCUUAUUGUCCCGCCAAAUAUAGUUUUUAAAACUAUGGAAUAAUAUUAAAGCAACCUCUGAUUGCACAAACUACACAUUACUGAAAAUAGUUUUAAAAAAUCAAAUUAAAUGUAUGCUUGAACGUAGUACAUACUAGUUUUUAUAAAUAUUAUUCUGUAAUAAAUGUUUAACGGUUUAAUAUUUAAAAAAUAACGCUGACACUAAGCAAAUAACGAGUGCGUCAGUUGGUUUAUGCGAAAUACGGUCGUGGCGAAAAUAAACAAUUUGGUAGGCAUACCGUUUUUUCAUCGUAUUUAGACCGCACAAGACACUUGAUGUUCUCUUAGGUGAAAUUAUUCAAUUCAAAAUAUUAUUUAGCAUGGAAAAAACAACUUUCGUGAAGUUCUUAGUUUCGAUUGUUUUGGCGUGCGUGCAAAAUGAUAACAGGGUGUGCGCAGACCCGACAGAAGCGCAACGCCUGUUCGAUCACCUUCAGCAAGCACAACAUUGGGAUGAUAUGACAUGGUUCGAUGGGAUAAACGAUACAUUUGUUAUUGCUGACGGUAACUUAGCCACUGGAGCAGCUGCCAAGUUGCAAAUGAUAUCUCCUUUUUUGGCAUGCGCUUACGGCAACAAGUUGCAUUCGUUUCUCUCAUUGACACUUGUUGCAAUUUGCGAAUGUGACAGAAUGCAACGUGAAAGCAGCGACCACACUGACGAUUGCGAGAAAAAACUCAUGGAGAGUAUGGAAACAGGUAGAUUUGUUAUUUUUUUAUUGAUGGGCACAUUGCAGUACAUCGAUUCUGCAAUCGACAGAGAUAUUGCCGACAAUGUAUUCUACCAAAUUCUGAAGCCAUUCCAAAGUUUUCUCGCGGGAGACGUGCCCGUAAUAUUUUCUGCCGGGGAACCAGGCGGCUUGGUAUUCUACGCAUUGUUUAGUAGAGCUGCCGAAUCCUUAGGCAACUAUUUGAUCCAUACGUGUGAACCACCCAACCAACUAUUCUAUUUGAAGGAAACCGCUGAUGAAUUUUCUAUCGAAGAAUACCCAAGUGGUUUGUACGAUUUCUAUGCGAUCAAAUUAAGUUCAUACGUAGAUUUUAUCAAAGGUCACUUGCUCCGACUUGGUUUUCACUACCACGUGAACGAGAACCGUAUGGUAUUUGAUCCUAGUCAAAGAGGCUAACAAACGAUCGAUUCAGUACUUUAGAAACAUGUAUAUCCGUGUACAAUAGUCCAGGUUGAAUUAUUUAGUAAUUGCAUUAAUUAUUGUUUUUUUUUCUCCCUAGAUAUAGUAACCAAUUUAUAUAAUCUCAAUACAAUUCAUUCGUCAAUGUCAUGUUAUUGUGUUACGAGGUAUUAUGAAAAAUGUUU
Molecule: messenger RNA, 2936 nt
Organism: Adelges cooleyi (spruce gall adelgid)
Lineage: Eukaryota; Metazoa; Arthropoda; Insecta; Hemiptera; Adelgidae
Exons: 2
Coding region: 1945-2748 (267 amino acids)
Source: RefSeq, a predicted model, not a curated record